Venustampulla echinocandica is the source of this 1650-nucleotide messenger RNA. RefSeq lists its product as uncharacterized. The record is from RefSeq and is a predicted model, not a curated record. Lineage: Eukaryota; Fungi; Ascomycota; Leotiomycetes; Helotiales; Pleuroascaceae. The transcript is spliced from 3 exons. Bases 1 to 1650 code for a protein of 549 amino acids. Gene Ontology annotation, biological process: intracellular protein transport; endocytosis. Gene Ontology annotation, cellular component: clathrin adaptor complex; cytoplasmic vesicle.
AUGAGCCAGGUCAUAGAGGCUCUGUAUAUUUACGAUGAGCACAAGCCCAUACUCUCCCACAUAUACACGGCUCGACCUAUCUCUGCCCAGCAGUUACUACCCCUCUACCUUGGUCAUCCAGCACCCCGACCAAAUCUAAUAUACCUCCCAAAUACCUCGCCACCUACCCUGGUGUUCAGUCUCAUCCAUUCCAACCUAUUGUUCCUCCUAACGUCCUCCCACGAGAUUGAGCCCUUACUUGCCCUCGAAUUCCUACACCGAGUCAUAGAUGUGUUCGAGGAGUUUAUCGGCGCCCCGUUACUAGCACAGAAGGUGGAGAGUAAUUAUGAUGUCGCCGCUCAACUUUUGAAUGAGAUGUGCGAUGCGGGGGCUGUUAGUACAACAGAACCCAAUGCGUUGAGAGACCUGGUGGAAGUUGAAGGGUGGAUUGGGAAGUUGUUGGGUGGCAUCAAUAUCCCUGGGAAAGCGGGAUUCGCGUCGGCGUCCUCGAGUUCGAAUAUGUCAGCUAUAUCCUCGACUGGGACACUGGCAACAAAUACCCCAGCACUGCCAUGGCGGAGGGCAAAUGUACGGCAUACAUCUAAUGAGCUAUAUGUUGAUAUUGUCGAAACACUAUCCGUGACGCUUGCUCCUUCCGGUCGCCCUUUGGCAGCUUUUGCAAAUGGCACUAUCGCGUUCACGUCAAAGAUAUCUGGCGUUCCUGACCUCUUACUUAAUCUUUCAACCCCUUCAGGGAAACACAACCUUGACAGUGUAAUGGAGCUGCCUGUCUUCCAUCCAUGCGUAAGGUUAGCCAGAUGGAGAGAAAACCCGGGAGAGUUGAGCUUCGUACCACCCGAUGGCCGUUUUGUGUUAGCCGGCUAUGAAGUUAAUUUACUCCCUUCUCAGAGCGAUAAAGUUGGUAACACAAAUUCGUCAAGUCUGAAGCUGCCAGCUCAUGUCGAGGUCAAGACGAGUCUCGGCCCCACGGGAUCUGAAUUCGAAGUAAGGCUAUUCAUUACUAAGAUCCCGGGUCAGGGCAACUCUUCAAUUUCUGGGUCAUCCUCAAGGGGGGCUGGCCAACUUGGUGGGCGUGCUGGAUCUGGGUUUGGAGGCGGGCUGGGCAUGCAUUCGGGAACUUCCUCAAUGCCAGUGCUGGAUGAUCUGGUAGUCACAAUUCCUUUGCCAGCUGAUGUGAGGAAUUUGUCAGAAAUUAGAGCAAGCAGAGGUGAUACCACAUAUAAUCCAGGAGGCAAGAAUCUUGAGUGGCAUAUUCCGGCAAAGGAGGCUGUCCCGGGAGGAGCGAGCCUACGCUGUACCGUGGCCGGUCCCCUUACAGAUGACGGAGAUUUUGAGGGUAAUGGCUUCAGGCUCGAUGGGAGAUAUGACUAUGAUGAGGAUGCAUAUCAGAGUACGCCAGUACAUGCGCAAAAGGCCGCCGAGAAGGCAGAUGAGGGGACUGAUGCAUACAAGGUUGCACAGAAUAAAAUUCUCAUGCCUAGUUCUGCGUCGAUCAGCUUCUCUACGAAAGGAUGGCUGGCUAGCGGAAUCAAAGUGGAGAGCGUAGUUAUUGAUAAUAGGAAGAGUCGAGGCUUGGGGGAGGGCGUCAAGCCGUAUAAGGGAGUCAAGUAUCUGACGAUCAGCAGGAGUGGUAUUGAGGUUAGGUGUUAA